ACCAAUAUAUAUCGACAACGCUUCAGGUUAAGUUAUUGCUGUUAUUAUUUUAACGUGGUUAAACACAAAUUAUUUUUUUCGCUGUCGUUUCUGAAUAAACAAUGUCUCGUAGUGCACGUCCCCUGACAUCAGCCCGCGUGCUGCACAAGAUCAAGGAGCUAACGGCACCGGCAAGCGACACAACAUACGUAACAAACCGCAAUCCCCGCAAUUUGGAGAGGUUACGCAUUGCAUACAAGCCCAGCGGUUAUCAUCUGGAAAAGCCUGGUCGUUCCUAUUGGCAUACCCUCGAGAUCAAUACCAGCGGUCGCUAUGUGAGUGCGGAUGUGAAACACUUCGAAAACGGUACCAUCUUGAGUGCUAGCACCUCAGAGUGGGCGAUUAAACAGCAAUUGUUCAAGACCAACGACACUGCGGCAUUUGUGAAUCUGGGACACGUUCUAGCUCAAAGAUGCCUUCACGCCGGCAUCACCGAGAUGACUUGUAACGUCGAGGCUGUGGCCGGCAGUAAAUUGGAGAAGCUGCUACAAGCUGUGCAGGCCAGUGGCAUCAGUUUCCAGGAACCCGCCAGACUGCCAAACACCCAGCCCUGGGAUGCUUAUCGACAUGAGAAGCCCUGGGAGGUGUCGGAGCAAUCAGUAACUUCUGUUACGCAAAAUAAACAAAAAUAAAAACAGCCUUAUUUGGAUUUCGUUACGUUUACAAUAAACGUCGCAUUUUUAUGUUAAUUACAAUGAAA
Molecule: messenger RNA, 739 nt
Organism: Drosophila nasuta
Lineage: Eukaryota; Metazoa; Arthropoda; Insecta; Diptera; Drosophilidae
Gene: mRpL18
Product: mitochondrial ribosomal protein L18
Exons: 1
Coding region: 102-671 (189 amino acids)
Biological process (GO): translation
Cellular component (GO): mitochondrion; ribosome
Molecular function (GO): structural constituent of ribosome; 5S rRNA binding
Source: RefSeq, a predicted model, not a curated record